AUGAAGGUUUAUGUAAUAUAUUUUUUUCUGUACAAAAUCCUACUGGCUUAUGUGUUAAAACAGAAUAUGUCAGGAGAUAAUAUAAUAAAUAGAAGUAGCUUUAAAACCAUUUUAAAUAAAAGAACCAACAAAUUACUGGCACAUACCAACAAGAAUUUCAGGAAAUUGGGAAGAGACAGAGCGCAAAGAAGAGCGCUGCUUAGAGCCCUAACUACCAGUCUUCUGAGACACGGUAAAAUAGUAACAACCGAAGCAAAGGCUAAAGAAGCCAGAAGGAAAGUUGACAGAAUAAUAACCUAUGCAAAGAAGCACGAUGACAACAGGCAAUAUGCAUACCGAUUAAUAGCAAAUUACGUAUAUGACAGAGAAUUGGCUCUUAACAUUGUUAAGCAGGCCCCUGUUAGAUAUAAAGAACGAAACGGAGGGUAUACAAGAAUAAAGCUUUUACCGAAAAGCCGAAAAGGAGAUGCAGCAAGGAUGGCUUCAUUGGAACUUUUGUAA
Molecule: messenger RNA, 501 nt
Organism: Plasmodium gonderi
Lineage: Eukaryota; Apicomplexa; Aconoidasida; Haemosporida; Plasmodiidae
Product: 50S ribosomal protein L17, apicoplast
Exons: 3
Coding region: 1-501 (166 amino acids)
Biological process (GO): translation
Cellular component (GO): large ribosomal subunit; ribosome
Molecular function (GO): structural constituent of ribosome
Source: RefSeq, a predicted model, not a curated record